This is a messenger RNA of Candida dubliniensis CD36, 1365 nucleotides long. It is a transcript of the gene CGT1, whose product is annotated as mRNA guanylyltransferase. Gene Ontology annotation, biological process: 7-methylguanosine mRNA capping. The transcript has a single exon. Bases 1 to 1365 code for a protein of 454 amino acids. Gene Ontology annotation, molecular function: mRNA guanylyltransferase activity; ATP binding. NCBI's taxonomy places the organism in Eukaryota, Fungi, Ascomycota, Pichiomycetes, Serinales, Debaryomycetaceae. Gene Ontology annotation, cellular component: mRNA capping enzyme complex. The record is from RefSeq and is a predicted model, not a curated record.
AUGAUUCAAUUAGAAGAAAGAGAAAUUCCUGUGAUUCCAGGUAACAAACUAGAUGAGGAAGAAACCAAGGAAUUACGGUUGAUGGUUGCUGAGCUAUUAGGAAGAAGACAUACUGGGUUCCCCGGUUCACAGCCGGUUUCAUUUGAGAGAAGACAUUUAGAAGAAACAUUGAUGCAAAAGGAUUACUUUGUAUGCGAGAAAACAGAUGGAUUAAGGUGUUUGUUGUUUUUAAUUAAUGACCCCGACAAAGGUGAAGGUGUGUUUUUAGUUACUCGAGAAAAUGACUAUUAUUUUGUCCCCAAUAUCCAUUUCCCGUUAUCUAUUAAUGAAACCCGUGAGAAACCAACCUAUCAUCAUGGUACUUUGCUAGACGGUGAGUUGGUGUUGGAAAACAGAAAUGUCAGUGAACCUGUUUUACGAUAUGUUAUAUUUGAUGCCUUGGCCAUAAACGGAAAGUGUAUCAUUGAUAGACCAUUACCCAAACGAUUGGGAUAUAUAACCGAAAAUGUGAUGAAACCAUUUGAUAAUUUCAAGAGACAUAAUCCAGAUAUUGUCAAUUCCCCGGAUUUCCCAUUUAAAGUCGGAUUCAAAACAAUGUUGACUUCUUACCAUGCUGAUGAUGUAUUGAGCAAGAUGGAUCAAUUGUUCCAUGCCUCAGAUGGAUUAAUUUAUACCUGUGCCGAAACACCUUAUGUUUUCGGAACCGACCAAACUUUGCUAAAAUGGAAGCCUGCUGAAGAGAACACCGUUGAUUUCCAAUUAGAAUUUGUUUUCAAUGAAGUACAAGACCCGGACUUGGACGAAAGAGACCCAACAUCAACUUACCUAGAUUAUGAUUCCAAACCAAAUUUGAUAAAAUUGAGAGUGUGGCAAGGCAGCAAUGUACAUACUGAUUUUGCUAAGUUAGAUCUAUCAGACGACGAUUGGGAGCGAUUGAAAGCACUAGAGCAACCAUUGCAAGGUAGAAUCGCUGAAUGUCGCCAAUCUACAACUAAAAAGGGAUACUGGGAAAUGCUUCGAUUUAGAAACGAUAAAAGUAAUGGAAAUCAUAUUAGCGUGGUAGAAAAGAUUUUGGUAUCGAUUAAGGAUGGUGUUAAAGAGAAAGAGGUCAUUGCUUGGUGUCCCAAAAUAUCAAAGGCCUGGAAAAAGAGAGAGAAUGAUAGAAGACAGAAGCAUUCCAAUGGAGUUGCCCGUCCAGCCUCUAUACUGCACGACGAACCACUACGGAAGAAAAUCAAAACAGAGACAAAUGGUAAUGGACACCGCACACCUCCAAAACAAGAACAAGAACAAGAACAAGAACAACAGCAACAGCAACAAGUACUUAAUGACAUACCCACUUAUGAAGAUAGUGAUGACGAAUAA